AUGGCCGUGUCCGCCAGGAACCUGCGGGUCAGCGACAUCCAGGACCCCGGCUCCCUCUUCGAGCGCUACGGCACCGAGGAGAUCCGGCAGGUGGAGCGGAGGGUCCGCGCUGAGAUCGAGCAGAAGAAGGAGGAGCUGCGCCAGAUGGUGGGCGAGAGGUACCGCGACCUGAUCGAGGCAGCCGACACCAUCGCCGACAUGAGGCUGUGCUCCGAGAAGGUGGUCACCUCGGUGCGGGACAUGUACGAGUACUGCACCCGCAUCAAACCGUCCGCCACCGGCAGAGCCGCACCUCUUACUGCCAAGCGCAGCCAGGCUCAGCAACAAUCCCAGGAGAAAUUCUACAGUAUGGCAGCACAGAUCAAGCUCCUUCUGAAUAUGCCAGAGAAAAUUUGGAGUGCCUUAGAGUCAUCACAAUAUCUCCAUGCUACUCAAAUGUAUCUGCUGUGCUGUCACAUUCAUAGUAUCCUCCAGUUGGACUCCUCUGGUUCCUAUUACAGUCCUGUUCUGGCCCGCUUUCCCAUCCUUGUUCGACAAGUAGCAGCAGCAGGUCACUUCAGAGCGUCUAUUUUACAAGAGAGUAAAACGCUUCUGAAGGGCCGAGCAGUGUCAGACCAAGCUAUUGCAGAGGCUCUUUGUUCCAUAAUGCUCCUGGAAGAUAGUUCACCACGCCAAGCUCUCGCUGAUUUCCUUCUAGCUAGAAAAUCAGCGAUUCAGCAGUUACUUAAUCAACCCCACCAUGGUGCUGGUAUUAAGGCACAGGUAUGUUCACUUGUUGAACUGUUAGCCACCACAUUGUAUCAGGCUCAAGCUGUGUUUUAUACACCGACUGAAGGAAAAGUGCCAGAUACCACACUGACCAGCGGCCUUCUCUUUAACACGUUGGCAUCCAUCACAAAUGAGUCUUCAGACAGAGGAAUCACAGUGUUAAAAGAUGAGAUGAAAUCAGAGACCUGGUUCAAAUAUUUACCACCUUCUAUUGUGGAUUUUCAGCCGCUUCUUAGGACACUCGCUCAUCCAAUAAACCGUGAUUACCUGAGAGACACUCUUCAGCAAUGGAUCAACAUGUGUAAGGAUGACAUAAAGAUGGGAAUUGGAAACCUGUUGAUCUACGUGAAAAGUCUGAAGGGUCUUGCUGGAAUUAGAGAUGCAGUGUGGGAACUCCUAACUAGUGAAUCAAUAAGUCAGAACUGGGAAACUGUGUGCUGUCGACUACUGGAGAAACCUUUCUCCUUCUGGGAGGAUUUCCUUCAGCAGCUCUUCCUUGACAGAUUGCAGGCACUGACAAAAGAAGGCUUAGAAUCCAUCUCAAACAGUUCCAAACAGCUCUUAGUUUCGGCUCUACAGGAACUUCAGGUCAAGAACCCCAGCUCUACUCCCAACAAAUCUGUUGAGUUCGAGUAUAAUGUUGCUGCAUUUCUUUGGUCAGAGAACAGUAAUGAUCUUUUAUCAGACACUGCCUGGGUCAGCGUUACAAAUCGUAGCCAGUUUUUAAAGAGUGGACUCUCUAUGAAGGCCCAAGCUCUCACACUGUGUGUUCAAAGUUUCUGUUCUGCACUUGACUCCAAAUUAAAAGUUAAAUUGGAUGACUUAGUUAUGUACCUUCCACCAGAUUCUUCUGCAGCUAAGGACAGUUUAAAUGAUCACUCAUCUUCACAGCUACAGAGUUCAGCAUUUGAUAGGUACGCUGAUACAGCUAAGGUUGAAGAAAUGCUACAGACACAUUGCCUUUCUUGUGUACAAUACAUCCUGGACUGUGUGAAAGCAGAGCUUAAAAUGGCAGAAGAGAAAUUACAAAAUUGCACAUACUCGCCUAAUGAUUGCAGUCUCAACGCUGUCCUUUUCAUGGCACGGUUAUGCCAAUCUAUUGGAGAACUCUGCCCUCACUUAAAGCAGUGUAUUUUGGGUAAGUCGAGUAGUAAUGACCUGCUUGUACGUGAGCCCCGUCCUAUCAAGAAGCUGGGCAAAGGGAAGCUGCAAGAAAUGAAACCAGCCCAAGUUAAGUGGCAGGAAGUAAAGGAUCAGCUCUUGCAACAGAGCACGAGUGCUUAUAAGAUUUGGAAUGUUACUAUAUCAAAGGCUCUUGUUUACCGUUUUACUCAAACGUUGCACUCUCAUACAGCUGGAGCUAUUUUAUCUACAGCCACCAACUGGGAUGAAAUUGAAAUUCAAGAGGAAACAGAAGCUGGAAAUAGUGUUACGUCCAAAAUUCGUCUUCCUGUUCAGCCAUCUUGGUACGUCCAGUCACUGCUUUUUAACUUUUGUCAAGAAGUAAACCGGGUUGGUGGUCAUGCUCUUCCUAAGGUCACACUUCAGGAGUUGUUGAAGACUUGUUUGGAUGAGGUGCUUACUGGUUAUGAAACAUUAUGCUCUGUAAAACAAGAUAAGAUUGAUUCUGCGUUCCCUUUAACCCAGAAUAGAGCUCUGCAGCUACUUUUUGAUCUUAGAUACCUUGGUUCAAUUUUAACGGCCAGAAAUGAAGAGGUAAAAAGCAGCAGGAUCCAGCAGGACCCGAGGGUUCAGCAUGUGGCAGAUGCUUUGGAAAGUCAUAUUGAUCCAUUUGAUUUGGAUGUUUUUACUCCACACCUCAACAACAAUCUAAACAAACUUUCUCAAAGAACUUCAGUACUAUUUGGGUUAUUAACAGGCACAGAGAAACAAUACACCAGCAGAAGUGGACCUUUUAAUUCACAAGAACCUCAUAACAUCUUGCCGCUGGCUUCUAGUCAGAUCCGAUUUGGUUUGUUGCCACUUAGUAUGGCGAGUUCACGAAAGCCUAAAUCAUCUGUCCAGGGAAAUGAAGUUAAGAAUCAGAUGCUUCCCAUGUCGAUCACAGAAGAUGCAAGUCAGGGACCUGGCUCCUUAUUCCGGCAGCUGGCAGCUUUUCAAGAAGAUGAUUCUUCAUCAUCAUCAUCAUCAUCCUCCCUCUUUAAACUAGGGUGGCUUUCGAGUAUGACAAAGUGAUAAUGCCAGCAUUCAAAACAAAAAUGGUGGAUGCAAAGUGUGAUGCCAAUGCACAUUAAUAAAUACUGUUCAAAAAUA
Molecule: messenger RNA, 3042 nt
Organism: Carcharodon carcharias (great white shark)
Lineage: Eukaryota; Metazoa; Chordata; Chondrichthyes; Lamniformes; Lamnidae
Gene: cog1
Product: component of oligomeric golgi complex 1
Exons: 14
Coding region: 1-2964 (987 amino acids)
Biological process (GO): intra-Golgi vesicle-mediated transport
Cellular component (GO): COG complex; Golgi apparatus
Source: RefSeq, a predicted model, not a curated record